AUGCCUUCAAUGGAAUCGCCCACAGCAGCAAACUGGAAGCACUCGUUUCUCUAUCUGGGUUUUCUCUACUCACUUCUCUGCUUCCUCCACAACCAAAUCUCUCACAAUUUACUCAUAGGCCAUCGGCCUGUGAGAGUUAAGAAGACCAGCCCAGAUCUUCCCCUUCGCUUCCGGUCUGAUGGCACCUUCAAAAUCCUGCAGGUGGCUGAUAUGCAUUAUGGAAAUGGAGCCUUGACUCGCUGCAGAGACGUUUUGGACUCGGAGUUUGAGCACUGCUCUGAUCUCAAUACGUCUCGCUUCUUGAAGAGGAUGAUCGAAGCUGAAAAGCCUGAUUUCAUUGCUUUUACAGGAGAUAAUAUAUUUGGGUCAAGCUCUGUUGAUGCUGCUGAAUCCUUGUUUAGAGCAUUUGGUCCUGCCAUUGAAUCAGGACUUCCAUGGGCAGCAAUUUUAGGCAACCACGACCAAGAAUCUACGAUGAAUCGUGAAGAACUGAUGUCUUUUAUCUCCCUUAUGGAUUAUUCAGUUUCACAAAUUAAUCCAUCAGCUGAAGAUUUCUCUGAUCUUGCCAGAGGAAGCAGGAAAAAAAUUGAUGGCUUUGGAAAUUAUGAUCUGAGAGUAUAUGGUGCCCCAGGUUCCCAUUUGGCAAACAGCAGCAUCCUCAAUCUUUUCUUUCUUGACAGUGGAGACAGGGAGACUGUUCAAGGAGUUCGAACUUAUGGUUGGAUUAAGGAAUCUCAACUCGAUUGGCUUCACGGCAUUUCUCAGGGAUAUCAGGAUAAACCACCGGCGCUUGCAUUCUUCCAUAUCCCAAUUCCAGAGGUCCGGCAGCUGUGGUACAAAAAGAUUGUUGGUCAGUUUCAGGAGGCUGUGGCAUGUUCAUCGGUGAACUCAGGAGUUUUGCAGACCCUUGUAUCCAUGCGAGAUGUGAAAGCUGUGUUCAUGGGACAUGAUCAUAACAAUGACUUUUGUGGGGAUCUGGAGAAUAUUUGGUUUUGUUACGGUGGGGGCUUUGGAUACCAUGGUUAUGGAAAGGCAGGGUGGCGAAGGAGAGCAAGGGUCAUAUUGGCAGAACUCGGGAAGGGGGAGAAAGGGUGGACGGGAGUUGAGAGGAUUAAGACAUGGAAGCGUCUCGACAAUGAUAAACUGAGCAAGAUUGAUGAGCAAUUGUUGUGGGAAUAUUAG
Messenger RNA from Prunus armeniaca (apricot), 1182 nucleotides. The record is from the annotation of a GenBank genome assembly. NCBI's taxonomy places the organism in Eukaryota, Viridiplantae, Streptophyta, Magnoliopsida, Rosales, Rosaceae.